GGGAGGCGGAUUCGCCCCGAGAUGCCGGAGUUCCUGGAGGACCCCUCGGUCCUGACGAAGGAGAAGUUGAAGAGUGAGUUGGUCGCCAACAAUGUGAUGCUCCCGGCCGGGGAGCAGCGCAAAGACGUGUACGUGCAGCUCUACCUGCAGCACCUCACGGCGCGCAACGGCCGCCGGCCGCCGCUCGCCGCCGGCGCCAACAGCAAGGGGCCCCCGGACUUUUCCAGCGACGAGGAGCGCGAGCCCACCCCGGUCCUCGGACCCGGCGCCGCUGUCGCGGGCCGCAGCCGGGCCUCCGUCGGCAGGAAAGCCACAAAGAAAACUGAUAAACCCAGACUAGAAGAUAAAGAUGAUGUAGAUGUAGCAGAGCUCACUAAUGAAGACCUUCUGGAUCAGCUGGUGAAAUAUGGAGUGAAUCCUGGUCCUAUUGUGGGAACAACCAGGAAGCUAUAUGAGAAAAAGUUGUUGAAACUGAGGGAACAAGGAACAGACUCAAGAUCGUCUACUCCUUUGCCAUCUAUUUCUUCUUCAGCAGAAAAUACAAGACAGAAUGGAAGUAAUGAUUCUGACAGAUACAGUGACAACGAAGAAGGAAAGAAGAAAGAACACAAGAAAGUGAAGUCCACUAGGGAUUUUGUUCCUUUUUCUGAACUUCCAACUACUCCCACUGGUGGAUUUUUUCAGGACUCUAAAAUAGAGCUCAAGCUUGAGAAGAGAGAACCACUAAAGGGCAGAGCAAAGACUCCAGUUACACUCAAGCAAAGAAGAGUUGAGCACAAUCAGAGCUAUUCUCAAGCUGGAAUAACUGAGACUGAAUGGACAAGUGGAUCUUCAAAAGGCGGACUUCGGCAGGCAUUAACUAGGGAGUCCACGAGAGGGUCGAGAAGAACUCCGAGGAAAAGGGUGGAAACUUCAGAACAUUUUCGUAUAGAUGGUGCAAUAAUUUCAGAGAGUACUCCCAUAGCUGAAACUAUAAUGCCUUCAAGCAACGAAACCUUAGUUGUCAAUAGGGUGACUGGAAAUUUCAAGCAUGCAGCUCCUAUUCUGCCAAUCACUGAAUUCUCAGACAUAUCCAGAAGAACACCAAAGAAACCAUUGACAAGAGCUGAAGUGGGAGAAAAAACAGAAGAAAGAAGAGUAGAAAGGGAUAUUCUUAAGGAAAUGUUUCCCUUUGAAGCAUCUACACCAACAGGAAUUAGUGCUAGCUGCCGCAGACCGAUCAAAGGGGCUGCAGGCCGGCCGUUAGAAUUCAGUGAUUUCAGGAUGGACGAGUCUUUUUCAUCUAAAUACAUUCCUAAGUAUGUUCCCUUGGCAGAUGUCAAGUCAGAAAAGACAAAAAAGGGACGCUCCAUUCCCAUGUGGAUAAAAAUUCUGCUGUUUGUUGUUGUGGAUUUUUUGUUUUUGGUCUAUCAAGCUAUGGAAACCAACCAAGUAAAUCCAUUCAGUAAUUUUCUUAAUGUCUCCGGAAAAUCCAACUGAAUGAUCUCUCUUUGGCACAUUCAACUUGGUCUCCUAUUUUUUUUAAUAACUGUAUAAAAAAAUUUGUGUAUACUCAUUAACUCAAGAACAAAAAAUAAUGUGAUUUCCCCUCAGUAAAUGUAGUAUUCCAUUGAAAAGCAAACACGACGCAUAAAUGGCUUCAUUUAAAUGUUUUGGACUUUGGACUAGUAGGAGAUCACUUCGUGCCAUAUGAAUAAUGUUUUUUAGCUCUGAAACUUUUUUGUAGGCUUUAUUUUUUUAAUGUGGACAUCUUCAUUUUUGAGAAAAAUGUCUGUGUAUUUGGGAAACGAGAAGUGCAAAUCAUGGUAGUAUAAUGUGAAGCUACACAUUUAAAUACUUUAAAUCUUACAGAAAAGAUUUAUUCUCUGCUGAAUAAAAACUUUAGAGAUAUGUGAAACAUGAAAUUCAGUAAGAGAAAAAGUAACUUGGGGUUGUACUUUUUGUAAUUGCAACAGUUUGAUGGUGUUUAUGGGGGAAAGUACAGCAAUAAUCUCUUCUGUAAUUUUUAUUAAUAGUAAUGUUGUUGUAGCCCUAUUGUACUCAUUUUUUAAAAGAUUUCUAGUAUCAUGAAUUUCCUACUUCAGUAAGACCCAUUUAAAUACACUUGAUUUUUAGCAGGGAUCUUUGUGCAACAUAUACAUAUGUGUUAGAGAACUGUUAGGUGACUGUAUGUGUUUUUAAAAGCUGGAGCUAUAAGGCAAUUAUUGGAAACUUACACUUUUUAUUUACAACAAAACAUUUAUUCUGUCAAUCCAGUUUGCUACCAAAUACCUUUAAAUAAUAUGUGUGUGCGUCUGUUUAGAAGUUAGAAACGUUAGUCGUUGGUCUUAGGUUCCAUUUGGAUUGUUAUUGCAUUGUCUUCUGUUACCAGUAACAAAUUUUGCCGUUUUUUUCCCCUGUAUUUCUGAACAUAAUUUGAUUUGAAAGUGCAAGAAGUAUUUGCUUUUUAAAUUACAUAGUAAACUUUUCUUGGAUACACAAUAGUUAAUACAUAAAUUUAUAAACUCAAAAUUUGAGGUGGGCAUUAUGAUUUUUGUGUACUCUUGAAAUGGUUGCUUUAUUUUAUUUUUUUAGCUAAAACUUACCUUGUGCAUAUCUUGGUUAAGUAAAGUACUAGGUAAUUGAAAUUUCAGUAGAAUCAAGUGAAACACAAAUUUUAAACUUACUCAUUUGAGUUUCAACUUUACCGUCAUUGACCAUAAAGCACACUAAAGAUGUAAGUUAUUUUUAAAUAUCAUCUGAAAUAAAAAGGUUUAAUAAAGGAACAAGCUGAAGAUGUAUAUUUACACCAGCACACAAUUUUAAUUUGUAUUAGCCCUUUCUGAUAUUUAGCUUUUAGAUAUUUUCACUUUGUAAUUGGCCAGAAACAUCUGUAGAUUUGUUCCCACAGGGGAAGUGGGAAACUUAACUCUGAGAUCAGAAAUGCUUGCCUCUCUGAGUAAAAGUCUUUCUUUGAGAUGAGCCACAGAGGGGGCACAUUUUACUCAACCUUUCUGCUGUAUAGUAGUAGCCUACUUCUACUUUCUUUUUCUCUAACCUUGUCUCCCAUAUUAUUUUCAAUCUUGUUUAUAAUUAGAAAUUGUGACAAGCUGCAUUUAAUGUUUAAAAAUGUGGGAAGAUAAAUCAGACUUAAUGUAUAUGUAAGAUCAAUUUUCUAAUAGGAAAGCUAUGGUCCUAAAUAGCAAAAGUAGGACCAGGUAAAACAUCUAGACUUUUUUUUAAUAUGUACUUGGUCUUUUGUCUGUGUCUGUUUUAUUCCACUAGAAUAAAUGUGUCCUUGAUGUAAAUGCAAAGCAUUUCUUCCUGAUUAAAAUGUAGAUGUAGACUUUACAAUAUCAUUCAAUAAUAAAAAAGUAAUUAACC
Molecule: messenger RNA, 3363 nt
Organism: Manis pentadactyla (Chinese pangolin)
Lineage: Eukaryota; Metazoa; Chordata; Mammalia; Pholidota; Manidae
Product: lamina-associated polypeptide 2, isoforms beta/gamma-like
Molecular function (GO): DNA binding
Source: RefSeq, a predicted model, not a curated record